Cheilinus undulatus (humphead wrasse) is the source of this 882-nucleotide messenger RNA. RefSeq names its product peptidylprolyl isomerase (cyclophilin)-like 6 (gene ppil6). The transcript is spliced from 8 exons. Gene Ontology annotation, molecular function: peptidyl-prolyl cis-trans isomerase activity. Gene Ontology annotation, biological process: protein peptidyl-prolyl isomerization. The record is from RefSeq and is a predicted model, not a curated record. Lineage: Eukaryota; Metazoa; Chordata; Actinopteri; Labriformes; Labridae. The coding region runs from base 1 to 882 and encodes 293 amino acids.
AUGAGCUCAAAAAUGCAAGUAGAAAUCAUCGGAUUAAUUAAAGAUCAUGGUUUCCAUGUCGCCAAAACUAUUGCAGAGGAUCUCAAACAGAAGUUUCCUGACGUUUUCCUGGAACCAAAGAUUCAACCAUUCCUUGAAUGUGACUGGCGUGCAUUUCUUCAGAACAAGAAAAUGGAGCUGCGUGGUGAAGUGUGGCAGUAUUCCAGCAACCUGAUGUGCUUUCUCAACGGCCUUCUCCUUGGCGAUGAGAACAGUCUCAUCGACUGGGCCAAAGACCAGUGGAGGAUCUCUUUGAACCAGCCAAAGGCUUUCUUCAAGGCUCUUGCAGAUGAUUGCUACACCAAACAUCUCAAGAAAACUGGGCACCGUUUUGUCUUUAUGGACCUGUUGAUAGAAGAAGAGGUAGCUGGAAGGCUACUGUUUGAGUUGUUUUCAGAUAUUUGUCCAAAAACGUCAAAGAACUUUGAGGCUCUGUGCACAGGAGAAAGAGGCCUGUCACAGAGUGGCUUCCCUCUUUGCUACAAAGGCUCUGUGUUUCAUCGUGUGGUGCCCAAUGGCUGGGUGCAAGGAGGAGAUAUUUCUCCAGAAAAGAAAGGAGAUGGAGGGGAGUCAAUCUAUGGCCAAACUUUUGAAGAUGAGAGCUUCGCCAUCUCCCACUCCAAACGGGGCAUUUUAGGAAUGGCCAAUAAGGGUCCACACAGCAACGGAUCCCAGUUCUACAUUACCCUGCAGCCCACACCCUGGAUGGACAGGACCUAUGUUGCCUUUGGUCAGGUGGUUGAGGGUGUGGAUGUCCUCAGAAGACUAGAAGAAACCCGGACCUGCAAUGAAAGACCAAAAUAUGAAUGUAAAGUUACAGACUGUGGAGUGUUAAAGCUUUAG